Molecule: messenger RNA, 789 nt
Organism: Acanthosepion pharaonis
Lineage: Eukaryota; Metazoa; Mollusca; Cephalopoda; Sepiida; Sepiidae
Source: the annotation of a GenBank genome assembly
AUGAUAUCAGAAAGGAAAGUCAUAUUAAACAUUCACCCCACUCUCUCUCUCUUCCUCCAUUCUCCCUCUCUCUAUCUAUCCCAUUCUACGCUUAUCUAUCUAUCUAUCUAUCUAUCUAUCUAUCUAUCUAUCUAUCUAUCUAUCUAUCUAUCUAAUUCUACGCUUCAUCUAUCUAUCUAUCUAUCUAUCUAUCUAUCUAUCUAUCUAUCUAAUUCUACGCUUGUCUGCAUGUCUGCCUGCCUGCCUGCCUGUCUGUCUGUCUAUCUAUCUAUCUAUCUAUCUAUCUAUCUAUCUCUUUCUAAGCUUAUAUCUAUCUAUCUAUCUAUCUAUCUAUCUAUCUAUCUCUUUCUAAGCUUAUAUCUAUCUAUCUAUCUAUCUAUCUAUCUAUCUAUUUCAUUCUACGCUUGUCUCUUAUAUCUAUCUAUCUAUCUAUCUAUCUAUCUAUCUAUCUAUCUAUCUAUCUAUUUCUACGCACACAUACACAUAUAUAAAUCGGGAUACGUUUCUUUCUUUCUUUCUUUCUUUCUUUCUUUCUUUCUUUCUUUCUUUCUUUCUUUUCCCUUCCUUCACUCUAUAAUUUCUUCUUCCUUAAUAUCCUUUCUUUCUUAUUUUCCUUUCCUCUCCCUUGUUUUCUUCCUUCCUUUCUUUCUUUCUUUCUUUCUUUCUUUAUUUAUUUAUUUAUUUAUUUAUUUCUUUCUUUCUUUCUUUCUUUCUUUCUUUCUUUCUUUCUUUUCCUUCCUUCACUUCAUGAUAUUAUAUUCUAUUUUGUAUCGAGCACUUAUAAAAUAA